Mesorhabditis spiculigera is the source of this 1242-nucleotide messenger RNA. Lineage: Eukaryota; Metazoa; Nematoda; Chromadorea; Rhabditida; Rhabditidae. The record is from the annotation of a GenBank genome assembly.
AUGUGGGUCAUUCGCCUCUUCGUCGUCUUUGCGCUCACCAACGCGUACAUCAACCCUCAUUGGUACACGCAAUGCUUCAGGAGGAACCUGAAGGUUGGUGACGUCAUCACCGUCAAGGGGACGAUAUUGACCGGGUCACAGAGAUGGACGUGCAACCUGGCGAUGAGCCAGAUGAACAACAUCAUCAUCCAUGCGGACCAUCGUAUUAGCGAUGGCGAGAAUUACAUCGCCGCGAUACCGUUCACCGGCGGGCGAUUUGAGUUUACUUUCAGGAUCCUGUCGGAGCAAAUCGUCGAAGUGAUGUACAAGAACGGUGGUCUUGCCGGGACCACCUAUAAUCGUGGCGGAAAUAUUGCGCUUACCGCCGUGCGACAGAUCGAUUGCAACGGCGACCUGGAGAACAUCACCUUCCAUGGGGAUAUGAUGAGGGAUAAGGUCCUGCCUGUGCCUAGCCGCAAUGAUUGUCUAAUGUUCCCGCCAGGACCCUCGCCGCGCCGCCGCAAGCCCACCAAGGAGCAUAAGCACCAUCAUCACGAUGAGGACAGUGAAAGUGACUGGGAUGACCGAAGCCAUGGCCGGGAGCACGAUAAAUCGGAUGCCUUUAACAUCGAAGUGUCGUCCGAGGAGCGUUGGAGGAACCUACGUGUCGGCGACGUGAUCAGGGUCAAGGGGUCGAUCAUUUCCGGAGCAACCCGUUGGACGUGCAACAUCGCGAUGAGUGAGAUGAACAACAUCAUCCUUCAUGCUGAUCACAGAAUUCGUCCAACGCGCGUCGAGGGGGCUCGUGGGACCUACGUGAAUAUUCGACCCGGAAUGGGUGGUUGGGUACACAAAAAUUAUCACGCUGCCAUCCCGUUCUCCGGCGGACCGUUCGAGAUGAGCUUUCGAAUAAUCGCUGAAAACAUCGUAGAGGUCGUGUACAAUAGCACGACGUUUGCAGGGACAACUUACAAUCGUGGAAAGCACAUUCCGCUCUCUGUCGUCCGGCAGAUUGAUUGUAACGGCGACCUCAUGGAUGUCACUUUCCACGGGGACAUGAUGAGGGAUAAGGUAUUGCCGGUGAAGAGCCGCAGUGACUGUAUGAUGUUUCCACCAUCACCUCCUCCCCGCUCCCGCUCGAGGGAACACCCCCAUCACAGCCACAGCCAUGGCUGGAGCCACAGCCAUAGUCACAGCGACAGCGGGAGUCACGAUAGCGGUUUCGAUGACUUCAACAUCGAACUUCCGCGGUUUGGACGAGAC